GCUGGGUGGCCGUCUGUCAGGAGUGCUUUGCUUGUACUUUUGGUGCACAAAGGCAGAAGGGGAUUGGACUAAAUGGCACAAGGGGUCUCUUCUAACCCUAUUUAUUAUUAUUAUUAUUAUUAUUAUUAUUAACAUUGAGGCUGGGUGGCCGUCUGUCAGGAGUGCUUUGCUUGUACUUUUGGUUAUUAUUAACAUUGAGGCUGGGUGGCCGUCUGUCAGGAGUGCUUUGCUUGUACUUUUGGUGCACAAAGGCAGAAGGGGAUUGGACUAAAUGGCACAAGGGGUCUCUUCUAACCCUCUUUAUUAUUAUUAUUAUUAUUAUUAUUAUUAUUAUUAUUAUUAUUAUUAUUAUUAACAUUGAUUCUGGGUGGCCAUCUGUCAGGGGUGCUUUGUUUGUGCUUUCGGUGCACAAAGGCAGAGGGGGAUUGGACUCAAUGGCCCAAAGGGUCUCCUCCAACCCUCUUUUUUAUUGUUGUUGUUGUUGUUGUUAUUAUUAUUAUUUAUUGCUCGGUGGCCAACUAUAGUUCGGCCCUCCAACGGUCCGAAGGAUCGUGAACUGGCCCCCUGUUUAAAAAGUUUGGGGACCCCUGUUGUAGAUAUUAACAAUCUUAACAGGAACUUCCAAAGGUGAAGAUGUCCCCAUUCCUCGCAUUCCUACGAUUCCAACAGAUAUGCCAAUUCGAUAUAAGUGACUGCAAUUCCCUAUUCGAUUGGCGUUUGCAAUCACCAUCAACAAAGCACAGGGCCAUUCUUUAGAAUUGUGCGGAGUAGACCUAAACACGGAUUGCUUCUCACAUAGACAAUUAUAUGCUGUGUGUUCUAGAUCCAGCAAACCACACAAUCUCUACAUCUGCACAGACAAUGGAACAACAAACAAUAUUGUUUUCCCACAAGCAUAGUGAAAUUAAAAAUAUUUGAAAAUAUAUUGCAAAGGUGUUCUUGCUCUUUCUUUUCCAUUUAACUAGACUGAGCCACAGCAACACAUGGCCAGGUACAGCUAGUUGUUAAAUACGGGAAUUUGAAAGCUUUUUGACAGCUUAUUAAAGUGUACUGAAAAGCAUGUCAAAAAAUGAUGUACAGUAGAGUCUCACUUAUCCAACACUCGCUUAUCCAACGUUCUGGAUUAUCCAACACAUUUUUGUAGUCAAUGUUUUCAAUACAUCGUGAUAUUUUGGAGCUAAAUUCAUAAAUACAUGUCAGAGUAUUAGCAGCGCAGCAGUAGUUGGAUGGAAUCAGUGGGACGCAGAACGAAGUGACAUCCAGAGACUUUGGUAAAACUAUAUACAAGUUUUACUGUAAGCAAUAAUAAUCCAGACAAACAGACUUCCAGACAAACACAGGACUUGACUCUCACUCUAAGUAGACAGCACUCAACUCAGAACUGAACUGUUGCAAUCAGCAAUGUACAAACACUUGUGUCUGGACACUCCCCAGUUCCAGCCACACAUCAAGGUCAUUACAGCUUCUUUGCAAUUAACUCUUUCCAGACUAUAGUACACUCUGGAUGAUGCAAUCAGUAUGCAAUACAGGCAAGACACAAAUUGCAUUUAAACACUAUCAAUACACAAAUCCCACAUUAACAAUACAGUCAUUACCACAUAGCAUUACUGUGUAUUGAACUACUUUUUCUGUCAAAUUUGUUGUAUAACAUAAUGUUUUGGUACUUAAUUUGUAAAAUCAUAGCCUAAUUUGAUGUUUAAUAGGCUUUCCCUUAAUCUCUCCUUAUUAUCCAACAUAUUCGCUUAUCCAACGUUCUGCCGGCCCGUUUACAUUAGAUAAGCCGGGCUGUGGCGCAGCUGGCUAGUAACCAGCUGCUAUAAAUCACUACUGACCGAGAGGUCAUGAGUUCGAAGCCCGGGUCGGGUUAAGCCUUCGACCAUAAAAAAAAAAAAAUAGCCCCGGCUUGCUGUUGACCUAGCAGUCCCGAAAGACAGUUGCAUCUGUCAAGUAGGGAAAAUUUUAGGGACGCUUUAUGCAGGAGGCUAAUUUAACUAAUCUACAACACCAUAAAACUGCUCACGAGGAAAAGAAGAGGAAGAACAGCCACCAAUGGACGGUGAAGCAACAGCUCCCCCUGUAGCCGGAAUCGUGAAGCUGGAAAGAUGUUAAAAAAAUGCCUCUGUGUCUGUCUAAAACUGAAUGUUGUUUGUCUGUUGGCAUUGAAUGUUUGCCAUAUAUGUGUUCAUUGUAAUCCGCCCUGAGUCUCCUUCGGGGUGAGAAGGGCGGAAUAUAAAUACUGUAAAUAAAUAAAUAAAUAAAUAAAUAACCGAGACUCUACCGUAUUUAUCUUUUCUGAAAGGUGAUUGAAAUAAAUUCUACAUCAAGAGUGAGGAUUAAUUCUUGGCUCAGGUUGUUAUACAAUAGGACUUGAGUGUCCACAGAUGUUGGUUUCCACAAAUGGUCUUGGAACCAGUGGAUGCCGAGGGCCCACUAGGAAAUACUCAUGUCCACUGAAGACACUCUGUCAGGACCCAGGCUGCAGAGCACCAAUAACCAUGCGCAGAGACCAGAAUCUAUCUAAUAUCUUUAUUAUAGAAAUAUAUAAAGUCAAUAAAAACAAGUGAAGAAUAUAGUUCAGAAGCAGACCUUUCAGAUGAGGUCAAAUAUAGUCCAGAAAUGUAUUGUCCAAUAUAAGAUAUUAGAGUUCAAAGUUAUAAUCCACUUGACCAAAACACACACUUUGCCAAGCAAAGUGUGGGGAAAUGACAGAGUCUUUAAAGUCCAAUGUAGCUUGACAACAAGGCUGGAAAAUAAACUUGGUUCCUGGCUAGAUUCAAGACUUGAAACGAGGCAACAUGAAACAUGAACAGAGUCCAAAGAAGUCCGUGAAACAAGGCAAGGCUGGAAACUUGAUCCGGGAAACAAGGAACUGGGGUUACGAAGUCCACACACGAUCUCUCUCCUCAAGCUGAACAAUUGACUCCGCAAAGUUCCCCUUGCGAGCAGCACCUAUAUUGGGUCUCGUUUUCCCGCCGACAGAACACUUUCCCUAGAGAACGAGAAGCGAAACCCAACUCUGUCCAGAUGGACAACUCCUUAGAAUUUCCCAAGGGAAGCAGACCUAAUCAGCUAAUUGUUUGGCAGCGAUUCUCAGGCUCCGGCGAUUUGCCUCCCUGGCUCCCCUAUCUCUAUUAUAAUUGUCCCUCCGGGAAAACGGGGGGGAAUUCUGCCCAAGGCCUGUUUGGCUACAUUCUUGAGGACAAACAUCCUCCAGGUGGAGAGGCUCCGAUUCUGACUGAAACGGCGGAAAUCCCAUGUUUUCCUCUUCGUCUGCCAUAAUAGUACUAGGAACAGGACUACAAGGCCCAUGAGUCAUCACACACUCGGUGAUUGGGAGUGGGUCACUUUUGGGAUAGUGACCCAGUUGGGUGAUGUCAUAAAAGGAAGGGAGAGUCACUGAGCUCAGCCUUUGGGGUGGCUCCAGCAGGAGCAUUUGAAUGGCUGGGAAGGAAGGAAGGAAGGAAGGAAGGAAGGAAGGAAGGAAGGAAGGAAAGAAGGAAGGAAGGAAGGAAGGAAGGAAGGAAGGAAGGAAGGAAGGAAGGAAGGAAGGAAGGAAGGAAGGAAGGAAGGAAGGAAGGAAGGAAGGAAGGGGCAGACAGAAUGGGAUCUUUCUUUUUGUUUUCUGUUUGUUGCUUUGCAGCUUUAUGGGCCAAUGUUCCCAUCCAAACGCAACACACGGCCCUUACGUGUCCAGCCCUCUGCACCUGUGCAAACUGGUCAGUGAAUUGCAGGAGAAGGAACUUGUAUGAAAUUCCACCCCACGUUCCCCCAACGGCCAGGCACAUGAUUUUGGCCGAAAACCAUUUUACCAAUAUCCAGCCCUUAGAAAUAACCUUUCUCAACGAACUGGUCUACUUGGAUUGGAGCGAUAACGAAUUGGAAAUGGACUAUGAGUUCAUCUUCCCGGGCAUCAGCAAGCUGGCCUACUUGGACCUCAGUGGGAACAAACUCAAUGCCAUCUCUCCCCACACUUUCUCCGAACUGACCCAUUUGGUAUUCCUUAAUCUCUCCAGAAAUCCCACCAUUAAGCAAAUCGACGAGAACUCCUUCAUUAAUAACCAGUUGUUGACUAUUUUGGAUAUCAGCACCUGUGGCUUGGAAAUUCUUAGCAUCUCGAUGUUCCAAAAAGUGCCUACUGUUCUCACUUUGAGGAUGAUGGAUAAUCCCUGGUUUUGCGACUGUGGCUUACUGGAUUUUAUCGAAUGGUUGAAAACGCCACUGCUUAGCCGGCAAUUACUAGAUCCAAAUGAUACCUUUUGCCACAUGCCAAAAAAUUUAACCGAUAAGCCAAUCUUGCAGGCGGAAGAACUACUGGAUAGAGUCUGCAUUUUACACCCCAGCAUCAGAGUUCUGAUCUUUGCAGGUCUGAUGGCCUGCGCAGUCUUCAUGGCAGGAAUCGUCGCAGCUUGGCUGCUGGGCGUAGUUUCAGUGCUGUAUAACCGCACAGUAUUUAGGUCGGAAGAUGUGGGAGAGUACAGAAGGAUCAAAUAACGGCUCCCGCCUGGAACCUUUCUGGAAGCGGCGGCACAGAACGCAAAAGGAGCAUCAUUUCAGCCCCUUGCUUGCCGGGCUUAUGGCGAAACCCUCGAGCUGAGGUUUUGCCCAUUUCCAAGAAAAUAAAAACAAAUUUUAAACCAA
Messenger RNA from Anolis carolinensis (green anole), 4638 nucleotides. RefSeq names its product leucine-rich repeat-containing protein 52. The record is from RefSeq and is a predicted model, not a curated record. NCBI's taxonomy places the organism in Eukaryota, Metazoa, Chordata, Lepidosauria, Squamata, Anolidae. Gene Ontology annotation, cellular component: GABA-ergic synapse; glutamatergic synapse; postsynaptic density membrane. Bases 3601 to 4491 code for a protein of 296 amino acids. The transcript has 2 exons. Gene Ontology annotation, molecular function: protein binding. Gene Ontology annotation, biological process: positive regulation of synapse assembly; axonogenesis; regulation of presynapse assembly.